Molecule: messenger RNA, 1583 nt
Organism: Aspergillus sclerotioniger CBS 115572
Lineage: Eukaryota; Fungi; Ascomycota; Eurotiomycetes; Eurotiales; Aspergillaceae
Product: C-3 sterol dehydrogenase/C-4 decarboxylase
Exons: 2
Coding region: 108-1346 (412 amino acids)
Biological process (GO): steroid biosynthetic process
Molecular function (GO): 3-beta-hydroxy-Delta5-steroid dehydrogenase (NAD+) activity
Source: RefSeq, a predicted model, not a curated record
UUGUCAUUCCCCCCCGACUCGCAUUCAUUUCCUUGCGUCUAUCUACCUUCAAUUCCCCCAUCACCUCCCACAGGCAGUUGUCCGUUUAAGAAACUACUGCUAUCACAAUGUCGACCAAACGUCCUACAAUGGAACUGGGCACUGUCCUGGUGGUUGGUGGCUGCGGGUUCUUGGGUUGGCACAUUGUUGAUCAAUUGCUCAAUUUCCCCUCGGAGACCGAUCCCAGUGCCGCUCUUCCUAAGCCCCAGGGAGACGCGAAGUUCGACUACCCCAAACUAGGCGAUCGGUACCCCCGAUGCAUAGCGAAAGUUGCGGUCGUCGACCUGCGAACGACCCACAACCGGCUGCCUGGUGCUGAGUAUCAUGACGGCGAUAUCACGUCCGCAGAGUCCAUGUUGGCCGUUUUCCGCGCGGUCAAGCCCGACAUCGUCAUCCACACCGCCACACCGAAUGUUUUGGAGGGAAACAAGCCAUUGCUGCGCAAGGUUAAUGUUGAUGGAACUAGAACUCUGGUAGAGGUUGCGGGCGGCGCCCGUGGAGACUGGGGUGGAAAGUGCAAGGCCUUUGUGUACACGAGCUCGAGCUCCGUCGUGCACGAUACGCAAAGUGACCUUAUCAACGUGAACGAGGAAUGGCCGCUUAUCCGGGGGGCGUUGCAGCAGGAGUAUUAUUCGGAAACCAAGGCCGAUGCCGAAGAAAUCGUCUUGAAGUACAACCGUGCCUCCCCCUCCUCGAUGGUGACCUGUGCUCUCCGUCCCGCCGGUAUUUAUGGUGAGAAAGAUACGACGUUUACUUUCAAGGUUCUUGAACAUUCGGCCAAGGCUUCUCCGACCGUCCUCCGGAUGCAGCUCGGCGAGAACAACAACUUGUUUGAUUUCACCUACGUUGGAAACAUCGCCUAUGCUCAUACUCUGGCCGCAUACCGCUUGCUUUUCACCCAUUCCCGGUAUGAAUCUGGACAGGGCGCGCCGCUGGACCACGAGCGUGUUGACGGUGAAGCGUUCAACGUCACGAACGACUCUCCGGUCUAUUUCUGGGACAUGACACGUGCUGCCUGGGCGCUGACUGGCAAGGUCGUGGAGCCUGAGCAGGUGUGGGAGCUUCCCGAGUCCGUUCUGGGGCCUAUUGGCGGUGUCGCAGAGACGGUGUUGGGGCUUCUCGGCAAGACACCUCGUUUAACUAGGAGAACGGUUCGCUACUCUUGCAUGACUCGCUACUACUCAUGCGACAAGGCCAAAUUCCGGCUUGGAUACAGACCUGUUGUACCAGUGGACGAGGGUCUCGCUCGUGCAGUCGGAUAUGUCGUGGAACAGGAGCGGCUGGCGGGUGAAAAGAAGGCCCUGUAAUUUCUGAGUGGAUCUCGAUACGGGUGUAUAUCUUAAUGUAGUAUAAGUAAUUUCUCGUGUGUUUAACGUCCAAUUGCGCCCUAUUCCUAUUCACACUCAUUGAUCCACGAACACAUUGUCACACCCUGCUGACACCCCAAUGAAUUUAAAACCGAACGCGCUUGAGCUGAGCACGGGCCAGUAUCGCCUCUUUCCAUCCGCGAUGUAUCAAAAAAAAGUCGUGAUGUUUCAUAAUCC